AUGUCCACCCCCGCGUUUACCGACGUCGAGCUCCAGGAGGUGCUCGCGUUCACCGUUGCGCUUGCGCGCAAGGCUGGCGAACUCAUCCUCGAGGGUUCGGCGGUCAUCUGCGCCACGGGCGCGGUCGACGAGAAGAAGAACGCGGUCGACUUCGUCACCGAAUAUGACCGCCGCGUCGAGGAGCUCGUCGUCGCCGAGAUCAAGGCGCGCUACCCCAGCUUCAAGUUCAUCGGGGAAGAGACCUCGAGCGUGCGCGCGCCGGUGACCGACGAGCCCACCUUCUGUGUCGACCCCAUCGACGGCACGACGAACUUCGUGCACGGCUUCCCGCACGUCUGCAUCUCCCUCGGCCUCGUCCUCGGCAAGCGCCCCGUGCUCGGCGUGCUCUACAACCCAUUCCUCGACGAGCUCUACACCGGCCUCCGCGGCCAUGGCGCGUUCCUUGCGCGCCCCGCCACGCGCCCCGCCCUCGCGCCCGCGCGGCUCCCGCUCAGCGCGCCCCGUCCGCUCCCCAACCUCCAGGGCGCGCUGAUCGGCGUCGAGUGGGGGUCCGACCGCAGCGCGGCGCUGAUGGAGAAGAAGGCGGCGAGCUUCGUGCGCCUGGGCGGGGACCCCGCGGGGGGCGUCGUGGGGGGCAAGAUGGCGCACUCGCUGCGGAGCCUGGGCAGCGCCGCGCUCAACUACGGCAUGGUCGCGCAGGGCGGGCUGGACGUGUACUGGCCGUGGGACGUGUGCGCGGGCGCAGUCAUCGCGCAGGAGGCGGGCUGCCUCGUCGCCGGCAAGCGCGGCGCGCCCUUGGACAACAACGUCGACGAGGAGAUCCUGUGGGGCCGCAAGUACAUCGUCAUCCGUGCGAUUGGAGAUAGCCCAACUGAGAAGGGUGUCGACGCGCAGAAAAGACUGGUGAAGGAAUUCUACCAUACGGUCGAGGACUUUGAUCCCCCUGCCCCCAAAGCGUGA
This is a messenger RNA of Epithele typhae, 960 nucleotides long. RefSeq lists its product as uncharacterized. NCBI's taxonomy places the organism in Eukaryota, Fungi, Basidiomycota, Agaricomycetes, Polyporales, Epitheliaceae. The record is from RefSeq and is a predicted model, not a curated record. Gene Ontology annotation, biological process: signal transduction; inositol metabolic process. Gene Ontology annotation, molecular function: inositol monophosphate 1-phosphatase activity. Bases 1 to 960 code for a protein of 319 amino acids. The transcript has 5 exons.